Molecule: messenger RNA, 2094 nt
Organism: Brienomyrus brachyistius
Lineage: Eukaryota; Metazoa; Chordata; Actinopteri; Osteoglossiformes; Mormyridae
Product: myelin expression factor 2-like
Exons: 18
Coding region: 98-1864 (588 amino acids)
Biological process (GO): regulation of mRNA stability involved in response to oxidative stress
Cellular component (GO): post-mRNA release spliceosomal complex; nucleus; cytoplasm
Molecular function (GO): mRNA binding
Source: RefSeq, a predicted model, not a curated record
UCCCGCGAUAUUUCGAGGGGGCCUUCGUCCGGCUAUUGUGGAUUUGAUCUGCGUAUUUAGGUCGGACGUUUCCUAACUCAAGUUGAAAGUUGUAAUUAUGGCUGAUGUUGUGCAGGAGUCUGAAGUUAAGCAGGAGGUGUUGGAUACGGUAGCUGAACAGGAAAAUGAAUCGCACGAAAAUGAAAACGGCGUGAAAGCCGAUGCUGAUGAAGUCCCAAAGCAGAAGUCGGAUCAGAAAGAAAAAACUGGCCACAGGAAGUCGAAUCGGUUUCACCCUUAUUCCAAGGAAAAGCAGGCCGGCACUGGGGACAAGAAGGGUGUCAACAGAAACCGGGUGUUCAUUAGCAACAUCCCCUAUGAUAUGAAGUGGCAGGCAAUCAAAGAUCUAAUGAGAGAGAAAGUUGGUGAGGUUACAUACGUGGAGCUCUUUAAGGAUGCUGAAGGGAAGUCAAGGGGUUGCGGUGUUGUGGAGUUCAAAGAUGAAGAAUUUGUGAAGAAAGCAUUGGAUGUCAUGAACCGGUAUGACCUGAGUGGCAGACCUCUGAACAUCAAGGAGGAUCCCGACGGCGAGCACGCUCGCAGAGUGCUCCAGCGUGGUGCUGGGAUGUACUCAGGGGGGCGUGGCCCCGAGGGAGGUCCUUAUGGGAUGAACCUGCCCCCAUCCAUCGCCAACAAUCCCAACAUCCCUCCCGAGGUCAUACACUCUCUCCAGGCUGGCCGGUUGGGCUCAACUGUGUUUGUUGCCAAUCUUGACUUCAAAGUUGGCUGGAAGAAGCUGAAGGAGGUUUUUAGUAUGGCAGGGGUGGUCAAGAGGGCCGACAUAAAAGAAGACAAAGAUGGGAAGAGUCGCGGGAUGGGGACUGUCACCUUCGACCAGCCGUUUGAGGCCGUGCAGGCCAUCUCGAUGUUCAACGGUCAGAUGCUGUUUGACAGGCCUAUGCAUGUGAAGAUGGAUGACAAGUCUCUUCCUCCCGAUGAUUUCCGUGGCAUGGAGAAAUCUCCGCAGCUUCCUCGGGGUCUCGGCGGGAUCGGUAUGGGGCUGGGCCCUGGGGGGCAGCCGCUCAGCGCCAGUCGGAUAGGCGGUGGCGGCGGCGGUGGCGGCGGCAGCAGCGGUGGCGGAGGCGGAGCCAUGGGUAACAUGGGAGGGAUGGAUGGACCUGGAUACGGAGGAAUGAGCCGGAUGUCAGGGAUGGGAGGCACAGGAGCCUUUAACAGUAUGGAUGGCAUGGGCAGCUAUGGAGGCAGAGACAUGACCCCCAUGAGCAGAAUGGGAGGAAUGGAUGAUUACAGGGGUGGUCCUGCCAUGACCGGGAUGGGUCUCGGAGGCAUGGGGAACAGCAUGGGAGACAUGUAUCCUUCAGCGAUGGGAGGCAUGAACCGCGACUUUGGCCGGAACGACAUGUCGAUGAGCCGGGGAAUGGGUGGCGGGAUGGGGACCUACGGCGGCGGCAUGGCCAGCACGGGGGGUGGGCCCAUGGGCUCCGGAUUGGGUGGUGGCAUGGACCGCAUGGGCUCCAGCUUUGACCGGGUCGGCAUGGACAUGAACCGUGGCUACGGCGGCUAUGGCACUGGCACCGCCCACAUGGGUGCCGUGAUGUCAGACAGAGGCUCUGGGUCCAAGGCGGGUUGCCAGAUAUUUGUACGGAAUCUUUCCUAUGACGUUACGUGGCAGCAAUUGAAGGAAAAGUUCAGGCAUUGUGGUCAGGUGAUGUUUGCUGAAAUAAAGAUGGAAAAUGGAAGGUCUAAGGGCUGUGGCACGGUUCGCUUCGACUCCCCGGAGAGCGCAGAACAGGCCUGCCGCCUGAUGAAUGGCACCAAGAUCAAUGGCAGGGAGGUGGAUGUCCGCAUCGACCGAAAUGCCUGAAGCCCCCUGCCCUCUGCCCGGCCGCGUCCUCACAGUCCUUCCACUUUUGGUUUUGUUUUAAAAACGCAUUUCCUCAGUCUUUGGUGUUGUAACAAUAUUAGUUAUGGUUGACAGUCCCUCUGCCUGAAUGAGUCAUGGGUGAGUUUAUAUAAUUACAUUUUUUUUUUUUAAAUACUUUUAAAUUUGUGGGCCACCGGUUUAUUUGAAUAAAUAAACUUUUUUAAUUUUUA